Messenger RNA from Neopsephotus bourkii (Bourke's parrot), 2436 nucleotides. Its product is annotated as arf-GAP with Rho-GAP domain, ANK repeat and PH domain-containing protein 1-like. Gene Ontology annotation, biological process: positive regulation of GTPase activity; signal transduction. The transcript has 20 exons. Gene Ontology annotation, cellular component: trans-Golgi network; plasma membrane; cytoplasmic vesicle. The annotation marks the transcript as partial. Gene Ontology annotation, molecular function: phosphatidylinositol-3,4,5-trisphosphate binding; GTPase activator activity. NCBI's taxonomy places the organism in Eukaryota, Metazoa, Chordata, Aves, Psittaciformes, Psittacidae. The record is from RefSeq and is a predicted model, not a curated record.
CGGCUCCCCCGCUCCCUCCCUCCCCUCCCGUCCCGUCCCGUCCCUCCCCUCCUUUGUCCCGCUCCGCCCGGGCCCCAUCCCGCUGUUCCCGGUGCUCCCCAGGCGCUCUGCGCGGCCGUCACCACCGCGGACCUGGCGGAGACGCAGGCGCUGCUGUUCUGCGGGGCCGCCGCGUCCUGCGCCACCGGGGACCCCCAGUGCCCCACGGCCCUGGCCCUGGCCCAGCGCAGCGGGCAGCGCCUGCAGAUGGAGUUCCUGCUGCACAACAGGUCCUCAGAGCCCCCUCGCCUGGAGCUGGGGGGCAGCGAGGAGAAGCCCUACUCGGUUCCGCUGCCCUCCGUCACCCACCACGGCUUCCUCUACAAGACCCCGUCCAUGGCCAAGCCCAUCGGGGAGCGCAAGGGGCCGGAAGAGUUCAGCCGGCGCUGGUGCACGCUGCAGGACGGGCUCCUCAGCUACUACGAGAGCGAGCGCAGCGCAGCACCCAACGGGGAGCUCCGGGCCCAGGAGAUGGUGUGCCUGGUGCACAACGCACCCCACACGCACGGCAUCGAGCACACCUUUGAGGUGUACAUGGAGUCGGAGAGGCUCUACCUGUUCGGGCUGGAGAGCCCCGGCUCCGCUCGGGAAUGGCUCAAGUCCAUUGCCAAGUCCUUCAUCCACCCCUGUGCCGAGGAGCUGCUGGCGCUGGACUUCGAGCGCAUCGGCCGCCUGCACUACAAGGGGGGCCUCAACCUGGAGCGCACCAAGGAGGGCUGGUUCGCCCUAAUGGGGUCCGUGCUCCACGUCUGCUUCCAGGGCGGCGAGCGGCAGGAACCCCUCCAGCUCCGCAAGCUGCAGGAGCUCUCCAUCCAGGGGGACAAUGAGGUGCUGGUGCUGGUGGAGAGGCGGAGGACGCUGUACAUCCAAGGGGACAGGAAGCUGGAUUUCCUGGGAUGGGUCCAGGCCAUCCAGAAGGCUGCGGGCAGCUCCGGGGACACGUUGUCAGAGCAGCAGCUCACCGAGUCGGAUGUCCCACUGCUGGUGGAUCGCUGCAUCGACUACAUCACCCAGUGCGGGUUGACAUCCGAAGGCAUCUACCGCAAGAGCGGGCAGAACUCCAAGACCACGAGCCUGCUGGAGAUGCUGCGCAGGGAUGCCCGCAGCGUGCGCCUCAAGGAGGGCGAGCACCACGUGGAUGAUGUGGCCAACACCCUCAAGAGGUUCUUCAGGGACCUGGGGGACGGGCUCUUCACCAGGCACUGGGGCCAGGACUGGAUGCGGGCCACUGCGCUGGAGGACGAGGAGGUGAAGAUCACCGAGUACCGGCGGCUCCUGGGCCUGCUCCCCACGGUGAACCGGGCCACGCUGAAGGCGCUCAUCAACCACCUAUUCCGGGUGCAGCGGUUCUCUGGGGAGAACCAGAUGAACACACACAACCUGGCCAUCGUCUUCGGGCCCACGCUCUUCCAGAUGGAUGGGAAGGACUACAAGGCAGGACGGGUGGUGGAGGACCUCAUCAGCCACUAUGUGAAGAUCUUCAAUGUCAAUGACCAAGAGAUGAAGAAGCAGCAGGAUGAGAUCACGGCCAUCAUGAAGAUGCGGGAGGCAGCAUCCAGCGGGACACAGCAAGCUGGGGACUUCAUCUGCACCGUGUACCUGGAGGAGAAGAAGACGGAGGCAGAGCAGCACGUGAAGAUCCCAGCCACCAUGACCGCCGAGGAGCUCACCUUCGAGAUCCUGCACAGGAGGAAGGUGGUCAUGAAGGAGAAGGACUAUUGGAGCUGCUACGAAGUGAAUGAGAGGGAGGAGGCAGAGAGGCCCCUGCACUACUCAGAGAAGGUCCUGCCCAUCCUGCACUGCCUGGGCACCGAGAGCUACCUGGUGGUGAAGAAGCAGAUGGCCAUGGAGAACAUGCUCAUCUACCUGGCCAGCAGAGGGGGUGACUGCAAGCACGGGCUGAUGAAGUUCCGGGAGGAGAGGAACCUGCUGGGGCUGGGGCUCAGCACCGGCUUCCAUGACCGGUACUUCAUCCUGAGCCACCACUGCCUGCGCCUCUAUAGGGACGUGAGGAGCCACAAGCCGGAGAAGGAAUGGCCCGUGGGGAGCCUGCGCGUGUACCUGGGCAUCAAGAAGAAGCUUCGGCCUCCAACGUGCUGGGGCUUCACAGUCUUCUAUGAGAACGAGAAGCACGAGAAGCAGCAAUGGUACCUGUGCUGUGACACCCAGGCCGAUCUCCGUGAGUGGUUCGCCACCUUCCUCCACGUGCAGCACGGGGGGGCCCUGUGGCCCUCGGAGAGCUCCAAGGUGAGGACGUCGCGGUGGCAGCAGGACUCCAGGUUGGGUAACAUCUCCCUCAUCCCGCUGCGGGGCAAUGAGAGUGAGAUGAGGAACAGUGUGGCUGCUUUUGCUGCUGACCCGCUCACUCUCCUGCACAACGUCUGAGCUGGAGGCCUG